Molecule: messenger RNA, 3980 nt
Organism: Leucoraja erinaceus (little skate)
Lineage: Eukaryota; Metazoa; Chordata; Chondrichthyes; Rajiformes; Rajidae
Product: NIPA-like protein 2
Exons: 11
Coding region: 31-1152 (373 amino acids)
Biological process (GO): magnesium ion transport
Cellular component (GO): membrane
Molecular function (GO): magnesium ion transmembrane transporter activity
Source: RefSeq, a predicted model, not a curated record
UCCUGGAGAGGGAGAGAGGGAACAGAGCGAAUGGCGAGUGCCAGCCCUGUGAUAACGCUCCGGCCGGUUGGCAAUGUUACCCACCAGCAACUGACCCAAAGCACCGAGCCACCUGUCUGGUCUGCCCUGCACCUCUACCAGACAAACCUCCUGGGAACAAUCUUAGCGAUAACUGGAAAUAUCCUUAUCAGUAUAUCUCUAAAUAUUCAGAAAUACACACACAUCCGGUUAUUAUGUCAAGAGAGCCUAAAGCCUUACUACACGAGCAAGCUGUGGUGGUGUGGAAUAUUUCUGAUGGGAUUGGGUGAGCUGGGGAACUUUGCUGCUUACGGCUUUGCCCCAGCAACUUUGGUCGCUCCAUUGGGUUGCGUAUCUGUUAUUGCAAGUGCAGCAAUCUCGGUGGUGUUCCUGAAGGAGAGAUUGCGCUCUUCAGAUAUCUUGGGGGGAUCUCUGACUGUUCUGGGAACCUACCUUCUGGUGACCUUUGCCAUUAAUGGCCAACAAGAAAUCACCGCCAUUAAAAUCAGGAACUAUAUCGUCAGUUGGCAGUUCUUGGUUUACCUUACACUGGAGUUCCUGCUGUUCUGUGCUUUGCUGUAUCUCAAUAAGAGAAAAGGACUGAACCACAUUAUAAUCUUGCUGCUGAUGUCCUCCUUACUGGCCUCUCUGACAGUGAUCUCGGUGAAGGCAGUGGCUGGCAUGGUGACCACGUCCAUAGAGGGCCAGCUGCAGUUCCAGUACCCCAUUUUCUACGUCAUGGUUCUCAUCAUGAUCACUUCCUGCAUCUUCCAAGUACAAUUCUUGAACCAAGCCAUGCGCCUCUACAAUGCGACGGAAGUGGUGCCAAUCAACUUUGUUUUCUUUACGACAAGUGCUAUUAUUGCAGGAGUGAUAUUUUAUCAGGAAUUCUACGGCGCUGCCUUACUCAAUGUCUUCAUGUUCCUGUUCGGGUGUAUGCUGUCAUUCCUGGGUGUUUUCUUAAUAGCCAAGAACAGGGAGAAGCAGACAGCUAAAGUCCCAUAUAUUGACAUGGGCACCAUUCCAAAGCAGAAAAAGGCAGGAAAAAUACAACCGGAUCUCAACAAUAUAAAUUCUUACGGAACUGUACGGGGUGAACAACAGAACAAUUCUGUGGGAGAAAAUGCAAAAUAACUAUCAAGCAACAGAUCAAAAUGGAUUUAGAACUUGAACUAAGUAUUAACUCAACGUUAACACCUCAUCGUAUUAGAAUAGUUCUUGAGCUGGCUGCUGGCUGCGGGUAGACCCCUACUCUACCCACUGUGGAGCUAUUGUCAUUCAAUCAGACUUCAAUGUUUACACUGGAAAAUAUCAUUUUGUCAGUUGUGUGGCUUCUAAGUAGAGAAGUAUGAAAGAACACCCUUCAUGGUUUAUUUUAUUUCAGUUUAGAGAGAUGCAACGUGUAAACAAGCACUUCGGCCCACCGAGUCCGGACUGACCAGCGAUCCCUGCACACUAACACUAUCCUACACACACUAAGAGCAAUUUACAGUUAUACCAAGCCAAUUUCUUACAAACCUGUACGUCUCUGGAGCAUGGGAGGAAACCGGAGCACCCGGAGAAAACCCACACCAUCAUGGGGAGAAUGUACAAACUCCGUACCGACAGCACCCGUAGUCAGGAUUGAACCUGGUUCUCUGGUGCUGUGAGGCAGCAACUCUACCGCUGUGCCACCAUGCUGCACCUAUUGAUCCUGAACCACUCAUUUUGAAAGCCACUUGACAAACAAAUGUAUGUAUUCCAAGAUUUAAACGUUGAGACAAGAUGGUAACUCUUUUCAUGAUUUGUUUGUAGCAAUGUUGGAAGUUGCAAACUUGGUGACUGCGGUCAAUGGAUGGGUUGAGGAAAGGGUGGCAUCAGAUUAAUGGGGAGAUUAUUUUAUGAAGCAAUGGAAUUGCAUUUAUACAGCUUCUCCGAGACCACACCGUACAGUACACGGUGACGCAGUGCCAUUUAACGCCCGAGACCUGGGUUCGAUCCUGACUACGGGUGCUGUCUGUAUGGUGUUUGUACAUUCUCCCCGUGACCUGCGUGGGUUUUCCCCAAGUGCUCCAGUUUCCUCCCACACUCCGAAGACGUGCAUGUUUGUAGGUUUAUUGGCUUUGGUCAAACUGUAAAUUGUCCCGAGUGUGUGUCCCUGGGACAUUGUUAGUGUGCGGGGAUCGCAGGCCAGUCUGGACUUGGAGGGUUGAAGGACCUGUUUCCACGGCGUAUCUCUAAACUAAAACUAAGCCUCAGGUCGUUCCCAAGUGCCUUGCAACCGAUGACAUGGUCUUUAAAUGCAGUUGCGGUCUCAACACAGGAAAUGCAGACGGCCAAUGGCGCACAGCAAGACUCCGCAGCCGACAUGCGAUGGGCGUGCCUGCUUUAGCAAUGUUGGUUGUAGGGUUAAUAUUGACCAGGACUGCAGGGGUAUCUCCCGAUCGUCAAAGGGAUACGAUAAAAGAAGAAGAAGGGUCUCGACCCGAAACGUCACCUAUUCCUUCACUCCAUAGAUGCUGCCUCACACGCUGAGUUUCUCCAGCAUUUUUAUCUACCUUCGAUUUUUCCAGCAUCUGCAGUUCCUUCUUAAAUAAAGGGGAUACGAUAAGUCAUUUUGCAUUCGCUGGAGAGAGAGAGCAAGGCUUUAAACUCUCAUUUGACCCUCGGCACCUCCAACAGUGCGGCAGUCUUUCCCUGUGGCCCUGGAGUGACAGUGUGGACUGAUUACUCGUGUAUCUCUGCUGCUCAACCCUCACUCCCACAAGUACUGUCAUCAUAAAGUCUAGACAUUUCUAUUAAUCUGCACAAUAGCAUAUUUAAUUUAGAGUAUUUACUUAAUAUUUGAUAUUUUCAAAAGUUAUUUUGCCUUAGCGACUAAAAUAGUUUUCGGUUGAAAUUAUCAACUAAUGAAAUAAAAUGUUGCCUUCUGCACUUGAAUGUUCUCUUUGCUUUGACUAUUCUCCAGUUCCUAUUUCUUUAGACUUUAGAGAUACAGUUCGGAAACAGGCUGUUGGGCUCACCAAGUCCCUGCCGACCAGUGGUCACUCCGUACACUAGCACUAGUUUGCAUGUUAUGUACACUACAUACACUAGGGACAAUUUACAAUUUUACCGAAGCCAAUUAACCUACAAACCUGCAAGUCUUUGGAGUGUGGGAAGAAACUGGAGCACCCGGAGAAAACCCAUGGGGAGAAAGUACAAACUCCGAACAAAGAUCACCCAAGGUCAGGAUUGGACCCAGGUCUCUGGCGCUGUAAGGCAGCAACUCUACCGCUGUGCCACUGUACCAAGCUGAUCUCUUACCCGGUGCCUUUCUUUAAAUCCAUUGUCUUUACAGAACAUAGAACGGUAUAGCCCACAUCGCCUGUGCUGAAAAUAAUACCAGGUUAAACUAAUCUUCUCUGCCUGCAAAAUGACCCACAUCCCUCCAUAUCCAUGUGCUGAUCUAAUAGAUUCUUCAAUACGGAUACAAUUACAACUUUUAAAAGACUUUUAGGCAGAUACAGUGAUUGGAAGGUUUAGUGAGGUCUGGGUCAAAUGCAGGCAAAUGAGAUGAGAGCAAUUUGGUCCAUAUGGACAAGGUGGGUUGAAGGGCCUGUUUGCACUCUGCACAGCCCUGUCACAAUAACUGCCUUGGUUUUGAAUAGCUGAACAAGUUUGUUUUAGUCUUAGAGAAACAGUGUUGAAACAGGCUGUUCAGCCCACCAAGUCCAUGCCGACCAACAAUCACUCUCACACCAGUUCGCUGUUAUCCCACUUUCACAUCCUCUUCCUACACACUAGGAGUAAUUUACAGAAACCAUUUAAGCUACAAAACCGCACGUCUUUGGCAUGAGGGAGGAAAUCGGAGCACCCGGAGAAAACCCUCGCGGUCACAGGGAGAACCUGCAAACUCCGUGCAAACAGCACCCGUAGUCAGGAUCGAACCCGGGUCCCUGGCGCUGUGAGGCAGCAACUGUACCGCUGCAAUAUCAUGCCGC